AUGUCCUCCAACGAUACCCCCUCCCACCCAACAACCCAACAGCACCCACGCGAACCCAGAACAGGCACCAUAUCAACCACCCAAACAAUCACCACAACCUCAACCUCCCCCCCACAAGCCAUCCUCCGCCUCCGUGGUGCCCACGCCCCCAGUUCACGAACGGUGCAAUGGUCAGAAGAUGUCAUAGACAAUGAAGGUCUGAACCGCAAGAAGUCAAAAGUAUGCUGCAUCUACCACCGCCCCAAAGGCGUCGACGAAUCCUCCUCCGAAUCCUCCUCCUCUGACUCUUCCUCCUCUGACUCGGAUUCCGAUGGUGGAAAGGGUGACCUCGACCGACAAGGUAAAUCAGAUGGUGGGAGAAGACGUGUUUACAAUCACAACGACGACAACAAGUGCAACGGACAUCAUCAUCAUCAUCACAGCAGGGGAAGGAAAAAGAACGGGGACGAGGGGGGGAGUAAAAGAAGAAAGAGAAAGCCGAGCCCGAAUGCGUAUGAGAAGAUGCCUGAUUAUGGGAUUAAACCGCCUGGAAAGGGGAAGAAUAAGGACACUUCUGGAGAUGGGGGGCCGAUGAAGGCUUAGUCCGGGGUGUGUAUAUGCCGGUGUUUGGAAGGGGGGUGGGUUGUUCUGUGUAGGAAUAGGGGGGCGUUGGGGGAGUAUGAUACCAUCUAUUUUUUCGAUACCUUGAGGGGAGGUUUACGCAUUGGGUUGGUUGCAUAGAGCAAGCAUGUAGCCAGGCAUCUUCACACACAUGGAAAUCAACCUUGCAUGGUUUUUCCUUUUGUUAGCGAUGUUCCAUUUCUUUCAUUU
Molecule: messenger RNA, 810 nt
Organism: Podospora bellae-mahoneyi
Lineage: Eukaryota; Fungi; Ascomycota; Sordariomycetes; Sordariales; Podosporaceae
Gene: YPI1
Product: Type 1 phosphatases regulator ypi1
Exons: 2
Coding region: 1-582 (193 amino acids)
Cellular component (GO): nucleus
Molecular function (GO): protein serine/threonine phosphatase inhibitor activity; protein phosphatase 1 binding
Source: RefSeq, a predicted model, not a curated record